Molecule: messenger RNA, 728 nt
Organism: Dermatophagoides pteronyssinus (European house dust mite)
Lineage: Eukaryota; Metazoa; Arthropoda; Arachnida; Sarcoptiformes; Pyroglyphidae
Gene: Arf4
Product: ADP-ribosylation factor 2
Molecular function (GO): GTPase activity; GTP binding
Source: RefSeq, a predicted model, not a curated record
CAGCUGAGCUUUUCAAUUUACUCAAAAAAAAAGUUUAAAGGAUAACGUCAUCGAUUUAAUUUUGAAUAAAAUAGAAAAUUGAAUUCAACAUUUUCUAAAUCUAUUUAUUGAUUUUAUCGUUAUUUGAUCGAUCUCAGCUCAACAUCAAGAUCAAUAUGGGUCUAACGAUAUCAAGCUUAUUUACACGUUUGUUCGGUAAAAAACAGGUCCGAAUAUUGAUGGUUGGAUUGGAUGCAGCCGGUAAAACAACAAUUUUAUAUAAAUUAAAAUUAGGUGAAGUUGUUACAACUAUUCCAACUAUUGGAUUCAAUGUUGAAACAGUUGAAUAUAAAAAUAUUAGUUUUACUGUUUGGGAUGUUGGUGGACAAGAUAAAAUUCGUCCAUUAUGGCGACAUUAUUUUCAAAAUACACAAGGUCUUAUUUUUGUUGUCGAUAGUAAUGAUAAAGAACGUGUCAAUGAAGCAGCUGAAGAAUUACAACGAAUGUUAAAUGAAGAUGAAUUACGUGAUUCAAUAUUAUUGGUAUUUGCAAAUAAACAAGAUUUACCAAAUGCAAUGACAACAUCCGAAUUAAAAGAUCGUUUAGGAUUAGGACAAAUGCGUAAUCGUCAUUGGUAUAUACAGGCAACAUGUGCUACACAAGGUGAUGGACUUUAUGAAGGUCUUGAUUGGCUUUGUACCGAAGUUUCGAAACUUUCUUGAAGAAAAAAAAAACGUUCCAAAUUUGAA